This is a messenger RNA of Cataglyphis hispanica, 2204 nucleotides long. It is a transcript of the gene Slu7, whose product is annotated as pre-mRNA-splicing factor SLU7. The record is from RefSeq and is a predicted model, not a curated record. The transcript is spliced from 2 exons. NCBI's taxonomy places the organism in Eukaryota, Metazoa, Arthropoda, Insecta, Hymenoptera, Formicidae. The coding region runs from base 228 to 1940 and encodes 570 amino acids. Gene Ontology annotation, biological process: mRNA splicing, via spliceosome. Gene Ontology annotation, cellular component: spliceosomal complex. Gene Ontology annotation, molecular function: pre-mRNA 3'-splice site binding.
UCUUUAUGUUGUGCUUAUGCGUUUAUGCAAAAGUGUGUGUUUUCCGCUAAACGCUUACGAAAGUUUCGGAACGAUCAUCGAGUAAAAUAUUCCUCGGAGAAUACGUUUUGGAAUGCAGCCUUAAUAUCCAAUUGCGUAACAUUGUGUCUGUUUGUAUUUCUUUUUUAUGGAAAGCUCUCUUUAUCUACAAGUUGCAGAUUGACCCAUCGGAGCAAAAUUUUUUGAUCAUGGCCAAUUCAUCGGCGAACGUAACUGUGUCGAGCAUUUUGAAAAAUAAGAGCUCGUUCGAAGAUGAACCACGGAAGAAGAGCAGGGAGGAUUGGCGGAAGGCGAAGGAGUUGGAAGAAGCGAGAAAGGCCGGUACCGCUCCCGCUGCUGUCGACGAGGAGGGUAAGGACAUUAAUCCGCAUAUUCCGCAAUACAUCAGCGCGACGCCAUGGUACUUCGGCGCUCAGGGUCCCACCCUGAAGCAUCAGAGACCGCAGCCCGAGAAGCAGAGGCAGUACAGUUCCAUAAACGAUUGGUACAAUCGUGGAGUGGAUGGUGCACGGGUGGCAACCAAAUAUCGUAAGGGCGCUUGCGAGAAUUGCGGUGCGAUGACUCACAAGAGGAAGGAUUGUAUGGAGAGACCGCGCAAAGUUGGAGCAAAAUAUACUAAUUCAAAGAUAGCAGCGGAUGAAUUUACUCAGCCUGAGCUUUCUAUGGAUUACGAUGGUAAGAGAGACAGAUGGGCUGGUUACGAUCCUUCUGAACAUAGAGCGAUAGUGGAGGAAUAUCAGAAGAUAGAGGAGGCCAAGAGACAGAUGCGUGCUGACAAACUUGAUGCAGAAGAGGAAAAUGAUGAACAAGAUUCUGAUAAGGAUGAAGAUAAAUAUGUGGACGAGGUAGAUAUGCCUGGUACAAAGGUAGAUUCUAAACAGCGAAUUACUGUGAGAAAUCUGCGAAUUCGAGAGGAUACUGCUAAAUAUCUGCGCAAUCUAGAUCCGAAUUCUGCAUACUAUGAUCCAAAGACUAGAUCCAUGCGAGAUAAUCCCUAUGCUGGUACAGAACGCGAGGUGGAUUACAAAGGCGAGAACUUUGUACGCUUCUCCGGAGACACGCAGCAACAUGCGAAUGCACAAUUGUUCGCUUGGGACGCGCAUGAGAAGGGAGUCGAUGUACAUUUAUUAGCCGAGCCUACAAAACUGGAAUUAUUAAAGCAGGAAUACGACAAGAAACGCGAUGAAUUAAAGGAUAAAGCACGCGAUAGUAUAAUCGAACGUUAUGGGGGUGAAGAGCAUCUCAAAACGUUACCAAAACCUUUAUUAUUGGCACAAACGGAGCAUUAUGUCGAAUAUUCAAGAUAUGGUAAGAUAAUUAAAGGGCAGGAUAGACAGGUGAUACGAUCCAAAUACGAAGAAGAUAUUUAUCCAAACAAUCAUAUGUCAGUCUGGGGUUCAUAUUGGCAGGAUGGAAAAUGGGGUUACAAAUGCUGCAAUUCCUUUAUUAAAAAUUCUUAUUGCACCGGAGAAUCUGGAAAAAGAGCAGUAGAAGCAACGAACGACUUGACACUGAAUAAAAUACCAAUAGAAGAGACUGAUUGUAAACUGAAUGAUGUAAUAAUAGAGGACAAUCGUUCCUCGACCAGCGAAUCUUCAUCCGAAGAUGAGGGAAAAGAUAAAAUAGAAAAACAAAGUAAGGCGGCCAAACGAAAAUUGAAGAAACAGAAACGCAAAGAAAACCGCAAGAAUAAGAAACAAGACGAGGAUAAGUUGAAGGAAGCAUUGAGAAAGGAAGAGGAAAAUACGAGGAAGGCGGACAAGAUGUUGAAAAUGAACGAGAGGAAACGUCCGUACAAUAGCAUGUAUGAGACAAAAGAACUGACUGCUGAGGAGAUAGAAGCAUAUCAGAUGAAACGUAAACGUGACGAAGAUCCGAUGGCUCAUUUUCUUUCAAAAUAAUAUUACCAGAUUAUCUUUACGAUUAAAAAUUAAAUUAAUGUUAUACGUAUAUUUAUAGAUAUAAAUAUGUACAGUCUAUUAUUUGAUGACAGUAGGAUAUCCUAUGUAAAAUACUAAUAUGUAAUUUAGCGAUUUAAUGGUAUAAAAUAUGAUAAGUUUAGGAGAGAUUUAUUUAAAUUUGAAAAAAUUUAAAUUACUAGUAUAUAUACAUAUAUAUAUAAUAACUUCGUCUCUUGUAUAUAAAUAAAUAAAAGCCUGUAUAUA